Messenger RNA from Vicia villosa (hairy vetch), 816 nucleotides. RefSeq lists its product as uncharacterized. Gene Ontology annotation, cellular component: nucleus. Gene Ontology annotation, biological process: base-excision repair. Lineage: Eukaryota; Viridiplantae; Streptophyta; Magnoliopsida; Fabales; Fabaceae. The transcript is spliced from 2 exons. Gene Ontology annotation, molecular function: phosphoric diester hydrolase activity; DNA-(apurinic or apyrimidinic site) endonuclease activity; double-stranded DNA 3'-5' DNA exonuclease activity. The coding region runs from base 1 to 816 and encodes 271 amino acids. The record is from RefSeq and is a predicted model, not a curated record.
AUGAAUAUAGUGACAUUCAAUGUUAGGGAGUGCGGGAAUUCAGUCAAGAAGAGUCUAAUUCGCCAAUUGUUGCAUAGAGGAAAGAUAGAGAUGUGUUUUAUACAGGAACCAAAAGUGGAGAAGAUGAACGAGGAGAUUAUUGCUAGCAUUUGGGGGCCGUCGGACUUGGAGUGGUCAGCAAAAGGUUCUGAAGGGAGGCCUGGUGGAAUUUUAAUUAUUUGGAGGAAGGUUGCAAUAACACUUAUGUUCUCUUUCAAAGGGAAAGGUUAUCUUGGUAUCAAUGCAAUAAAGAAAGGAAUGAAUUAUUUUCUUAAUGUAUAUUCACCUUGUGAUUUAUCUGCUAAAAAAGUGCUCUGGCUAGAAUUACUGAAGAUUAAAAAAAGUUUUGCUAAAGGUGGGUCUGCAAGCAGUCGGUUGGAUAGAUUUCUGAUAUCAGACAGAAUUAUACAACAAAGGAAUGUUGUUGCACAAAUUACGAGGGACAGAGACAUUUCAGAUCACAGACCUAUUUGGAUUAAAGCAAGUAAUUUAGACUGGGGUCCUAAGCCUUUCAAAGUUUUCAAUUCAUGGUUUCAGCAUAAGGAUUUCCUCAACUUUGUCAAAGCUGCAUGGGAUCUUCGAAAGAAGAAAAUGAGGAGAGACGCCAACCUUGAGGAGAGCUAUAAAACAAUAUUCUUCCAACGAAAAAAUGAAUUUUGCUUAAAGGCAUCCUACAAUGAAAAUGGUGUUGAGGUAACUAAACCAUCCUAUAAGCUAUUGUUUAAAAUUAGUGCUAAGUUGGUUGAAGAAAACAAUAAACUUAGAAACUCAACUUAG